GGCGCGCCGCACGAACAACAACCAACCAACAACACACUUUCGACCGACCAACCAACCAACCGCCAACAGCCCAAAAGCAACAACGAAACACAUUCACACACCGCUCGCUUGCUUGCUUGCUGAGUCGCUCGUUUCGACCAUCAAGUGUUGUUGUUGUUAUUGAUACGUCUGCUCUGGCUUUCGUUGCACACCUGGUACCGACAUCAGCAGCCCUUGCAUUUGACGUCGUGCCAACCCACCACACCGCUGCCGUCGUUUUGGAAUCGACAAACCAUUCGCAGCUGAGAGCUCAUACACCUUGCUUGGGUGAUGGAGCCCGCGUUUCCAAAAGGUGGCAGUGCCACCAUGACACCACCUCCGCCAUCCCAAGCGACACAGCAGUUGUCAACAAGGGAGCACAAGCCGCUACCGCUCCACGCGUGCACUUGCACAUGCACAAACGUCGAGAACGUAUCCCCACCGCUCCUCCACACCAAGACAACUGUCUCAAGUUGGGCCCACUGUCCCAUGCAUCACCACGCAGCUGUUAAUCAACCCCACCUGUCGCACCCGGCGCCUCGUCAACCAUCAGCACCAACGAUAGAGCCCACUUCACCAGCACAGUGUACACCACCCAUCGCUCCCGCUGCCAGCACACCACCCGGCCCACAAAACGCACACGACGCACAUGUGACAAACGCCUCGAACGGCAGCUCUGCACCGAACCCAACGCGCAGCACCACCGCGGUUGUCGGGCGUCGAGCACCUGCGCUGAGCAGCAGCAGCUUCAGCGGCCUGUUUGACCCCGACGCGGACCACCCACCAGGCACCGUCGGCAGCUUCCUGUCGCGCACGGCGUCGCUCGCGCGCAUCAGCAGCCUCAUCAUGCAGGAGGAACAACAACCGUUGGGAGUGCUGCUUGGAGGCGCGGCGACAAGCGACAGCGGAUACGGCAUGCAGCCCCGCGUGUCGCAGAUAUGGAUGGCUACUCUCACACAGCAGCAGCAGCAGCAGCAGCAACAGCAGCAGCAGCAGCAGCAGCAGCAACAACAGCAAUGGGGCAAAGGUCAUGACUGUGGCCAUAGUGGCGAGGAUGAUGCUGAUGAUGCUGGUGAGUAUGGAAACGAAGACGACGACUAUGGGGUUGAAGGGGAUGGAAAAGAGAAGAGAGAAAGCGGCAGUGGAGGGAGAGCAGCUGCUGCUGCUGCUACUCUCAAUAGCAGCGGUGUUGAAGGUGGAAAUGUGGUGAGCAACAACAUGGGUUCUGUUACCAGCAAUGGCGCCCGCAGCCAGCACGGUGGAGAGAUUGCAGCUGAUGGCGAUGCAGGUCGAGCCAGCGCCAACAGUCAUCCACCACCUCCACCACAGUUGCAGCGAGGGACAGACCCAGCACAGGGCGGGGCAUCGUGGUUGCGGCCGGCGCUGCCGUCGCGUCAGGAAUCACGUGCGAGGCUGGCACCAACCCCAUCUGGUGUUCCCCUCACCUUGGGCGGCAUCAGCAGCUUUUUUGCCCGCGCCAACUCCAUGGUGCUGCGCAGUGUGCCGCAGCCAUCAACGCGGCUGACGGGCCUGUCGCAGCUGCUGAGCGCAGACGUGGACACGGUGCAUCCGAUCUACGAGGACGGGGACGACGAGUUCUUCCAGGGGUUUGACGACGACCUUGCCAGCAUGCUGGACCGAGCAUCCUCCCGCGGAUCGUCCAUGCACGGCGGAUAUGGGGAGGCGUUGCCGCCCUCGCCAUCCGCCAUUGCACAGGGCCGUACCCACUCCCGCGCACACCCGACACCCACCCCACUGCAACCCACUCAGCAGCAGCAGCAGCGGCAGCCUGGUGGUGGAGGUGGGCAGGUUGCGUGGCAGCGCAUGCUGUCGAAUCCGUUUGAGUGCUUCUCCACCGACACUGGCGAGGAUGACCCGGCAUUAAUUCCUGCUUGUGCUGAUGAUGGCAAAGGCGGCCGUGGUCCCGCUCAGCAGCAGCAGCAGCAGCAGCAGCAGCAGCAACAACAACAAAUACAACAACAACAACAACAACAACAACAACAGCAGCAGCUGAUGGGAGCCCAACCCCUCCAUCCAAGCUUCUCAUCACUCUUUCCCUCGCUACCGGCAUCUGCUCUCGCAUCUCCACAGCCCUCACUACUGAGACAGAUGCUGCCGCCACCACCACCACCACCACCACCGAUGAUGCAGCCACAGGGUCAGGCGUGUGGCCCCGGUCAGCAGGGCAGUCCUGUUACAUCGCGUGCGAAGCAGCCGAAAAGCGGCCGCAGCGAGGCAAGUUUGGGAGGCGACGAAGGUGAUGAAGGCCAAGCCCAAGGCCUGCGGGUGAAGAGGGUUUCGUCUCUCAACCAGCAGCUGCACCAGGAGCGGUUGCGAAAAGCGGGAGCGGCUACAGGGCGGCGGCGGCGGCGGCAUGGCGGGAGGGCUCGGCCAAACGCGCGCGCUGGCCCGCUUGGUGGCGCCCGCGUCUCCCCUAUUGUGACGCGCGGCACUCACCGUGCGCCGCACCUCCGCUGGCCGAUCCUGCAGAGCACGGGCGAUGGGCAUGUGCGCGUGCACAGGGGAGGCACUCUUGCCAUGAUGCAGGAGACGCAGCGACUGCUGCAGCGGCCACAGCUCCUCUACUACGAAUUCCCGCCAAGCUGCUGACUCUGUGCUUGUGUUGUGUUGUGUUGUGUUGUGUUGU
This is a messenger RNA of Salpingoeca rosetta, 2665 nucleotides long. RefSeq lists its product as uncharacterized. The record is from RefSeq and is a predicted model, not a curated record. The transcript is spliced from 2 exons. The coding region runs from base 310 to 2628 and encodes 772 amino acids. NCBI's taxonomy places the organism in Eukaryota, Choanoflagellata, Craspedida, Salpingoecidae.